Sander lucioperca (pikeperch) is the source of this 2567-nucleotide messenger RNA. It is a transcript of the gene podxl2, whose product is annotated as podocalyxin-like 2. The transcript is spliced from 13 exons. The record is from RefSeq and is a predicted model, not a curated record. NCBI's taxonomy places the organism in Eukaryota, Metazoa, Chordata, Actinopteri, Perciformes, Percidae. Bases 273 to 2423 code for a protein of 716 amino acids.
GCCCGUCUGUCAGCCUACCUGUCUAUCUGCACGGACACCGCAGACAGUUAGUUGGUCAGUGAGCCCGCACACACAGCCCGUCUGUCUGCCUGUCUGUCUGCACGGACACCGCAGACAGUCAGUCAGUGAGCCCGCACUCAGUCAGCAGACACAGCACGGCCAUGAGCACGGCGUUUUCCUGACGCUCUCCACUCACAUCCAGAGAGCAUCUGCAGCUCCAGUUUGUGUGAUCUGUCCAUUCAGAGCAGAGGAGAGGAAGCACUGCAGCAGACAUGCCGGGCCUGCUCCACAUCACGCUGACCGCUCUCCUGGCCAGCUGCGAUGCCUUCAGAUUGGGUUCGUCCCAGCGUGUCAUCCCCCUCAAUUCUCCGGUGGCCCGUCUAUUCCAGGAUGAAGGCCCAGCCCAGCCACACUUCAUCCAGGAAUUAGUCAGAACCAAACGCCACUCAGUCCACGGGUUAGUGCGAGCCCAGCCUCAUUUGGUUCACGACAUGGGCUGGCCAGAGAUACAGGAAACAUCCCGUUCCCAGGCCAAGAUGGACUCUGCUAACUCCUCUCAGUUAAACCCACUGCCGUCUGCCGGCCAGGAUGUAGCCAGGACCCGCCCUGCUGUGGAUGAAAACCUGGAUGUGGAAGACGAGAUGGAGCGUAUGGUUCAUCUGGUGGUUCCUCAGGAUGCAGAAAGCUACAUGGGACGCCCAGACUCCAGCGACCCAGAGAAGGAGCUCCUCGGGGGGCCAGGAGCUGGCGAUGCCUCCUUGGAGGCCUCGGGCUUCUAUGGAACAGACAUGGAGGACAGAGAUAGGGGAGAGGAGGGAGGAGAAGACCGAGAGAGGAGAGGGGGAGAGGACGAGUGGGAGAGAGACACGGGGGAGGACGGAGAGAGGAGAGGGGGAAACGCCAGAGCAGAGGAAGAGGAGAGAGGAGGAACAGACGAUGCAGAUGUCCAUGUAGUGGAUGCCAACCACACAAGCCCAGAUCUGGAUGCUCUGAUUGGCUACAGUCCAUCUUUCCACCCCUCUAGCUCCCCCCCAGCUGAGAUGCAUGAUUCUGGGCUACAGGAGCAUCGUGCUUCCCCGGUCCUGGAGGUGGGUCCUUUAGAGAGAGAGCUCUGGGAGGAAAAUGGUCAUUCCAGCGGCUAUGGACUCCUUCACUCCUCCAUCACUACAACUAGUGCUACAUCUGCUGCUGCGUCUGCUUCGACUGCUGCUGCUGCUGUUGCUGCUGGAGACGCUGCAGGAACGGCCACCCAUGAGACUGACACAGGCACAGACUUUGGGCUGCUGGGAAGUUACACAAAAGAUGAGACAGAGGAUGAAGAGACAGAGCGGGAGGAGGAAGAGGAGGAAGAAACGGGCCUGGCACACAAAGGCGACGUGUUUACCCAGAAUCCCACUGUAGCAGAGGUCGGCGUGGCUCCCAGCAGAGAGCCCCUGCAGCCCAGCGUGGAGGAAGAGGAAGAACAGGAGUUAAAAGGGGGUGGACUGCAAGACAGAAGUGAAGAGGUGGAGAAAGAGAAAUGGAGAAAGCUGGAGGAAGAGGAUACAGGAGUCCGACACAUCGUCCCGCUCACCACAGAUCCCUCCCCCACCAUCGGCUUCACCGACCCGUCCUGGGAUUGGCUGGGGAAGACCAGGCCCCUGCAGACCCUGGGGUCAGAAGUCAGGGGAGGGGGGGUUACAGAGGUCUUCUUACCGGAUUUUGAUGAGAUGGAGGAGGCACAGCAGGUGGUGUGUGUCGACUGGAGCGAGCUGGCUGGACGUGGAUAUGUCAUCCUCAACAUGACGGAAAACUUGAACUGUGAGGAGUUUCGUGUGGACCAGGGCGUGCGGUUGUUGAAAGUCAUGGAGAGAGUGUUCGCUCGAAGAAUGAACAGCCCCGAGGGAUCAUGGGUACUCUACCUGAGCAAGCCUACACACCACCAACACCAGCUGCUGAUGAACGUGGCUUCUGAGCACGGAGUGAUUGCUGCCAAGGAUGUGCUGGACAUGCUGGGAGAGAUCAGGAGAAGUUUGAAUAAGGUGGGCAUCCAGAACUACAGUUCGGCCAGCAGUUGCCAGUCUCGUCCCAGUCAAACACGCAGCGACUACGGCAAGCUGUUUGUGGUUCUGGUGAUCAUCGGCUCCGUCUGCAUGGUCAUCAUCACAUCUGGAUUAAUAUACAUCUGCUGGCAAAGACGACUGCCUGCAACCAAGACUACGUUCCGCAAUGAAGAACUUCACUUUGUGGAGAACGGUUGCCACGAUAACCCCAUGCUGGACGUGACCAAUGACAACCAGCCUGAGAUGCAGGACAAGAAGCCGAGCACCAAUGGGCUCGCGGCUGGAGGAGAAGGAGGCAGGGAGGAGGGCAGUCGCUGGCAGGUGUUUGUCAAUCAAGCCGCCACUGAGGAGGAAGAAGAGGAGCAGGACACACAUCUCUGAUGGACGAAGAGAAAGAGGUGACGGGUCAUGAAGGUCUUUGAGAGACAGAUGAUAAGUGAAACUGAGAGGAGAGAAGAAGAAGAAGAUGACAGUAGAGAAAACAGAAGAGGAGGAAGAAGAGAACAAAGACAGAAGGGAGAGAAA